This is a messenger RNA of Solanum pennellii, 3074 nucleotides long. Its product is annotated as extensin-2-like. Gene Ontology annotation, molecular function: structural constituent of cell wall. The coding region runs from base 88 to 2661 and encodes 857 amino acids. The record is from RefSeq and is a predicted model, not a curated record. The transcript is spliced from 3 exons. Gene Ontology annotation, biological process: plant-type cell wall organization. Lineage: Eukaryota; Viridiplantae; Streptophyta; Magnoliopsida; Solanales; Solanaceae.
CUCAACUGAAAAACUAUAGGUUAUAUCCUUUCUUCUUACUCUAACUAGCCACAUUUGGGUGGUUAGGUGGUGUAAUUUUCUGACGAAAUGAGGCUUCAAGGUGGCGGCCCUGCCAAGGGUCGUCAAUAUUUGCCACAAAUCUUAACAGCGUUGGUUAUAUUGGUUGUUGCUAAUGUAGUGUCGGCUGACCCUUAUGUGUACUCUUCUCCACCACCUCCAACGUAUGAGUACAAGUCACCACCGCCUCCUUCUCCUUCUCCACCACCGCCAUAUGUGUACAAAUCUCCACCUCCUCCUUCACCUUCUCCCCCGCCUCCAUAUGUCUAUAAGUCACCUCCUCCUCCUUCUCCAUCUCCACCUCCACCAUAUGUGUAUACGUCUCCACCCCCGCCAUCACCAUCUCCACCACCACCAUAUGUGUAUAAGUCACCACCACCUCCCUCACCGUCUCCACCUCCACCCUAUGUGUAUAAGUCUCCUCCACCUCCAUCGCCAUCUCCACCUCCACCAUAUUAUUACAAAUCUCCUCCUCCACCAUCACCUUCACCACCACCUCCGUAUUACUACAAGUCUCCACCUCCACCUUCACCAUCACCUCCACCACCAUACUAUUACAAAUCUCCACCUCCUCCCUCACCAUCACCACCCCCGCCAUAUUACUACAAGUCUCCACCUCCUCCAUCACCUUCAACUCCACCACCUUAUUACUACAAGUCUCCUCCUCCACCAUCCCCAUCACCACCUCCACCAUACUAUUACAAGUCUCCACCACCACCAGUGAAGUCUCCCCCUCCACCAUAUUACUACUCCUCACCACCACCACCAAAGAAAUCACCUCCUCCACCAUAUCACUACACUUCCCCACCACCACCUGUUAAAUCACCACCUCCUCCAUACUACUACUCCUCUCCACCACCACCCAAGAAAUCACCUCCUCCACCAUAUCACUACACUUCUCCACCACCACCUGUUAAGUCACCACCUCCUCCAUACUACUACAACUCUCCACCACCACCCAAAAAAUCACCUCCUCCACCAUAUCACUACACUUCUCCACCACCACCUGUUAAGUCACCUCCAACUCCAUACUACUACAAGUCUCCACCACCACCAACUCAUUACUAUCCUCCACAUCAUCAAUUCGUGGUCAAAGUUGUCGGAAAAGUCUAUUGCUUUAGAUGUUAUGAUUGGAAGCACCCGAAAAUGUCUCACGGCAAGAAACACCUGAAAGGGGCUGUUGUUGAAGUAACUUGCAAGGCUGCUGACAAGAAAAUUGUGAGUUAUGGUACCACUAAGAACAAUGGCAAAUUUAGCAUCACGGUUAAAGGAUUUGAAUACCGCAAAUAUGGAGCAAAGGCUUGCAAGGCUAAACUCCACUAUGCUCCUAAGGGUUCAAAGUGUAGCAUUCCUACAAACCUUCAUUGGGGAAUAAAGGGUGCUAACCUCAAAGUGAAGUCAACGAAUAAAUAUGAAGUUGUUCUUUAUGCAAAACCAUUCGCUUAUGGCUCUAAGACACCUUAUGCCGAAUGCAAAAAGCCCAAGCCUACACCUGCUCCAUACUACUAUAAAUCUCCUCCACCUCCAUCACCGACUUAUGUCUAUAAGUCACCACCUCCCCCAACCCCGACAUACGUGUAUAAGUCUCCACCACCACCUGCUUACUAUUACAAAUCUCCACCACCACCAUCACCAAAACCCGCACCUGUGUACUAUUAUAAGUCACCACCACCACCAUCACCAAAACCGGCACCUGUGUACUAUUAUAAGUCACCACCACCACCAUCACCAAAACCUGCACCCGUGUACUAUUAUAAAUCUCCACCUCCACCAUCACCUAAACCUGCACCGGUAUACUAUUACAAAUCUCCACCUCCACCAUCGCCAAAACCUGCACCAGUGUACUAUUAUAAGUCACCGCCACCACCAUCACCUUCUCCGCCACCUCCUUACUACUACAAGUCUCCUCCACCACCAUCACCAAAACCUGCACCAGUAUACUAUUAUAAAUCACCACCACCACCAUCACCUUCUCCCCAACCUACCUACUACUAUAAGUCUCCACCACCACCAUCACCAUCACCUCCACCACCUUACUACUACAAGUCUCCUCCUCCUCCAUCACCAUCUCCCCCUCCACCAUACUAUUACAAAUCUCCACCACCACCAUCACCAUCACCUCCACCGCCCUACUACUACAAGUCCCCUCCUCCACCAUCUCCAUCACCACCUCCACCAUAUUACUACAAGUCACCACCACCACCUUCGCCAUCUCCCCCACCACCCUACUACUACAAGUCUCCACCGCCACCAUCGCCAUCUCCUCCACCACCAUACUACUACAAGUCUCCACCACCACCAUCGCCAUCUCCUCCACCACCAUACUAUUACAAGUCUCCACCACCACCAUCGCCAUCACCUCCACCACCUUACUACUACAAGUCACCGCCACCACCUUCCCCAUCUCCUCCACCACCCUACUACUACAAGUCUCCUCCACCACCAUCCCCAUCACCUCCCCCACCCUACUACUACCACUCUCCACCUCCACCGGUAAAGUCUCCUCCUCCACCCUAUUACUACAACUCACCUCCUCCACCAGUGAAAUCACCUCCUCCACCAGUAUACAUUUAUGCUUCUCCACCACCUCCAACUCACUACUAAGUAUUUCCGAAAGCUCAACCAUUCUCCCAAAUCAAUCAAAUUUCAAUUUGAAGCACAAAAUAAAGGAUGGUUACUUAAGAGAAAGAAUCAAACUUCAAUGGUACAAAUCAAUUAAUUUAUUGAAUGAGAUCUUCUAUUUUACAAUUGGAAGAUUGAUACUUCAUGACAUGGACCAGUUUGCUUCAACUUCUCCUCUGGCCUUCUUGCUCAUUGUUCUCACUGCCACUUCAUGGAGAAAUAACUUAAUUAUUUCUUACAAUAAGUUAUCAAUUAUAAUUGGUUCUUGAAUGUAUAUGAGCUUUGAUGUUUUCUAUUCCUUUAUCAAUUCAUUUCCUAUUAGUUAUAAUUGUAUGUUGUUUUGUACUUUGUACUUCGUGUACAAAUCAUGAAUAAGAAAGAUUAAUUUUAUUAUA